Messenger RNA from Debaryomyces hansenii CBS767, 747 nucleotides. It is a transcript of the gene PAD1, whose product is annotated as phenylacrylic acid decarboxylase. Bases 1 to 747 code for a protein of 248 amino acids. The transcript has a single exon. NCBI's taxonomy places the organism in Eukaryota, Fungi, Ascomycota, Pichiomycetes, Serinales, Debaryomycetaceae. The record is from RefSeq and is a predicted model, not a curated record. Gene Ontology annotation, molecular function: carboxy-lyase activity.
AUGAAGUCUAGUUCUAUGGGACACAGAUCAAUAAGGAUAUCUAAUUAUAUGUUUAGGCCUUUCUCAAUAUCAUCGACAAUCAGAAACAAGAAUCCGAUUAGCGACUAUGAACAGGUUUCCAACGAUAUAUACCAGAAUCAGUCAACAGGAUUGUAUCUUACAAGACCUAAGAGGAUAGUCGUGGCAAUAACUGGGGCUACAGGUAUUGCAAUCGGUGUAAGGGUAUUGGAAUUAUUAAAGCAAUGUAAAGUUGAGACACAUUUAAUUAUGUCCAAAUGGGGUAUGGCAACAAUGAAAUAUGAAACAGAUUAUCAUAUGGACGACAUAAUGGCACUUGCGUCAAAGGUGUACACUGCCAGAGACGUGAGUGCGCCGAUUUCGUCAGGAUCUUUCCAACACGAUGGUAUGAUUGUCGUGCCAUGUUCGAUGAAGACAUUGGCUGGGAUUAGGAUGGGAUUCACAGAGGAUCUUAUCGUAAGGGCCGCUGAUGUUACAUUGAAGGAAAGAAGAAAGUUAUUAUUAGUUACCAGAGAAACACCGUUAUCUGACAUACAUUUGGAUAAUAUGUUAUAUUUAUCAAGAAUGGGGACAAUUAUCUUCCCCCCAGUACCUGCAUUUUAUACAAAACCUAGAACGGUAGAGGAUAUCAUAGAACAAAGUAGUGGAAGGGUAUUGGAUUGUUUUGGGAUUGAUACAAAUACUUUCCCACGUUGGGAAGGUGUUAAAGAUACAAAAACACUUAAAUAG